Molecule: messenger RNA, 1146 nt
Organism: Dipodomys ordii (Ord's kangaroo rat)
Lineage: Eukaryota; Metazoa; Chordata; Mammalia; Rodentia; Heteromyidae
Gene: Spata1
Product: spermatogenesis associated 1
Exons: 11
Coding region: 1-1146 (381 amino acids)
Source: RefSeq, a predicted model, not a curated record
AUGUCAAGUUCUGUGACGGAAAAGCAAGAAUCAGAACUGAAACUGAAAUCAUUUGCUUCUCCAUACGCUCUUCAACCAGAAUUAUAUUUGCUUCCUGUAAUGGACCACUUAGGAAAUGUUUAUUCAGAGCCAUCAACAGUUACUUUAGAGGAGCAACAGAUUAAUAAUGAUAUUGCUGAGGUUGAUGAAACAAUCCACCAACCAGUUAAUGUAAUUUUGUCAAUGGAUGAACCUGGAAGAGAUCCCAAUUUCUUCGUAAACACUUUAAAAGACCUUAACGAUUAUCCAGAAGAAGACAGCUGUGUUUCAGAAGAUGCUGUUGGAAAAACAUCUCUGAAGACAGUUUCCCAAUCCUCAGCUGAAGAAAAAGUCACUGUAAAAGAAAAUCAGACUGCAAAAAAUCACAUUGGAAAGUUUGAAGUACCAGGCUCUUUGGAAGAGUCAAGUGAUUACUGUAGCAACGAACAAAGUCAGUUACUUUGGAAAAACGAAGAUGAUAUAACUAUUGAUAGACAACAGAUCAAUCAGCUAGAUGAAAAAGAGCACAACAUCCUACCAGAUCUCAUUGACUUUCCUUCAUUUCCUUUUCAACCUGUUCUUUCGUCAGGAAUAUCUGAUAGUUCUUUAUUACAAAUGGAGAGACAGAAGAUUAUUGAACAAAUGAAACAAGUAAGGGAAGAAAGAAAAUAUCUGGAAAAUGUUAGAGAAGAACUAAAUAAAAAAGUUGAAAAGCUAUUUGAACAAAGCAAAUUGAAACGAUACCAAGCCUGUGAUAAUUGGAAGAAAAAAUACUUGGAAACAAAGAAAGUCACAUCAUCAUUAGAAGAGGUUUUAACAAAACUUCGAGAAGAUUUGGAACUUUACUAUAAAAAAUUGCUCAUGCAACUUGAAGCCAGGGAGAUCAAGAUGAGACCAAAGAAUUUGGCAAACAUCUCAGACUCUAAGAAUAAUCUUAUAAUCCAGAUCACUGAGGUACAGCAUGCAAUUGACCAACUUAAGAGAAAAUUGGAUACUGAUAAAAUGAAACUCAUAAUAGAAGUUAAGAUGAGAAAACAAGCAAUUUCUGACUUAAGAACAUUGAAAACCGAACUGGCCCAGAAGAAAAUUAGUCCAGCUUUUCACUCUCAAUUAGGUAUGUUCAUUUAG